Messenger RNA from Chenopodium quinoa (quinoa), 963 nucleotides. Its product is annotated as chaperone protein dnaJ 11, chloroplastic-like. The transcript has a single exon. Lineage: Eukaryota; Viridiplantae; Streptophyta; Magnoliopsida; Caryophyllales; Amaranthaceae. The record is from RefSeq and is a predicted model, not a curated record. The coding region runs from base 110 to 658 and encodes 182 amino acids.
UAUAUUAACCCCACAAUUCUCCUAACUUUCAGCACUCUUCUUAUACCACUCAUAAAUUUCCAUAUUUCACACAAUCUAAAUCAAGCUCUACAUUUGUACACCAAAAUAUAUGGCAUCUACUAUAUCAUCUUCAUUUACAUCUAACCCAUUUACUUCCCUAUCCUCCACCACCAAUAAUCAUCCUCGCCGCGCCGCCACAUCCACGUCUCAUGUCUCAUUCCGACGGCCUCUCCCCACUAUCUCCGCCGCCUACACCACCACCAAUUAUUCUGUAGGGGUUGCUUCUAAUACUUCCCUACAAAACUCGUCGUUUUACGAGGUUUUGGGGAUUCCGGCGGGUGCCUCUGGUAAGGAGAUCAAGGCUGCGUAUAGGAAAUUGGCUAGAGUUCUUCACCCUGAUGUUGCUCUUGUCACAUCUAAUAAUGCCACGUCAUCUGCUGAUGAGUUUAUUAAGGUUCAUGAGGCUUAUGCUACAUUGUCGGAUCCUAAAAAGAGGGCUGAUUAUGAUCGGAUGAUGUGGCUUCAAGGCCGUCGUUUGAGUUACUCCCCUACUUAUUGUUCGAUGUCGUCCGGUACCAGAUACGGUGGCGGAACGACAUCGACUUCGGGUUUUUCCGGUUAUACUCGCCGCACUUGGGAGACUGAUCAGUGCUGGUAGAAUUUAUUAAGCAUCUAGUUAGUUUUGAUUAUGUACAAAAUUGCUGAUUAAGCUAAAAUUAAAAAAAUAUAUAUAUAUAGUUGAUGUGGAUAAAUUAGGUGUUACUGUACUUUGAAUUAGAUUAAAUUAAAUUCCUCACAUCAAUUAAGUUAGGGGUAAGUUGUAAGUAAAGUAAGAUGUGGAGGAAAUGUUUUAUACUACAAGAGGAUAUGUUUUUACCUCAUCAGUACUUCUAGAAUGAAGACACAAUGAAUAUUUUGGUCUCAUCAAUUUUGUCCUUUAUGAAACUUAAUAUUUCCUCGAUC